Salvia miltiorrhiza (redroot sage) is the source of this 1973-nucleotide messenger RNA. Its product is annotated as eukaryotic translation initiation factor 2 subunit gamma-like. Gene Ontology annotation, cellular component: eukaryotic translation initiation factor 2 complex; cytosol. The record is from RefSeq and is a predicted model, not a curated record. NCBI's taxonomy places the organism in Eukaryota, Viridiplantae, Streptophyta, Magnoliopsida, Lamiales, Lamiaceae. Gene Ontology annotation, molecular function: translation initiation factor activity; GTPase activity; tRNA binding. Gene Ontology annotation, biological process: positive regulation of translational fidelity; formation of translation preinitiation complex.
AGAAAAAAUUUAAAUUUUUAGGGUUGCCGCACUCACCUCAGAUCCUUCUCCCCCAUCGUCUUCCACAGUUCCAUUGCAGAGGAAACCCUAAAUGCUCUUAAACCUCCAACACACUGCACUGCACUGAACAAAGAGGUACGAACUCGAGGCUUCUUUCGAUCCGAACAACAAUAAAAAGUAAUUUCUGGGUGGCGGAUUCGAAGGAGGCUAUUUUAAGAAGAAUCUUCCAAGAACCCUGGAUUGCCUAUGGUUCAAUAAAGAUGGUAUUGCUGAAAACUCUUAGGCGAGAUAAUGAAGCUAGGGCAUGACUUCAUAAAGAAGUUUCAGGUUAAGGACCAUCUUUCUAGUGAAGCUAGCAAAGAAGUUUGAUACAUAAAAAUCGAACAACACCAAAGCGAUUUGUAUUUUCAUAUAGAUUGAACCGAUCUACUAAGAGUUGCCACAAUGUCGAGGAAGGGCUUGAUGGAGCAGGAUUUAAGCAAGCUGGAUGUAACAAAACUAAAUCCACUAUCGCCUGAGGUGAUUUCUCGCCAGGCCACCAUUAACAUUGGCACCAUUGGGCAUGUGGCUCAUGGGAAGUCUACAGUUGUGAAGGCCAUCUCUGGUGUCCAGACCGUUCGCUUUAAAAAUGAACUGGAACGUAAUAUUACUAUCAAGCUUGGGUAUGCCAAUGCCAAGAUAUACAAGUGUGAAGAGGAUCGAUGCCCUCGGCCUAUGUGUUACAAGGCGUAUGGAAGUGGGAAAGAAGAUAGUCCAAUGUGUGAUGUCCCUGGAUUUGAGAACUGUAGGAUGAAAUUGCUUAGACAUGUGUCUUUCGUUGAUUGUCCGGGUCAUGACAUUCUCAUGGCUACAAUGCUUAAUGGAGCAGCAAUUAUGGAUGGAGCGUUACUUCUAAUAGCUGCCAAUGAGAGUUGUCCUCAACCUCAGACAUCUGAGCAUUUAGCUGCUGUGGAGAUAAUGCGUCUCCAACAUAUCAUAAUACUUCAAAAUAAAGUUGAUCUUGUUCAGGAAAAUGUUGCUAUCAACCAGCAUGAAGCCAUUCAGAGGUUCAUUCAGGGGACUGUUGCAGAUGGUGCGCCAGUGGUUCCAAUUUCUGCGCAGCUGAAAUAUAACAUUGAUGUUGUAUGUGAAUAUAUUGUGAAAAAAAUCCCAAUCCCAGAGAGGAACUUCACAUCGCCACCAAAUAUGAUUGUGAUCCGGUCUUUCGAUGUCAAUAAGCCUGGGUCUGAAGUUGAUGAAAUUAAAGGUGGUGUUGCUGGCGGUAGUAUUCUUAAGGGUGUUUUGAAAGUGAAUCAGUAUAUUGAGGUCCGUCCUGGAAUUGUUGUCAAAGAUGAGAAUGAUAACAUCAAGUGCACCCCUAUAUACUCCAGAAUAGUAUCAUUAUAUGCUGAGCAGAAUGAACUGCAAUUUGCUGUUCCUGGAGGCCUUAUUGGAGUUGGAACAACAAUGGACCCCACACUUACUCGUGCUGAUAGGUUGGUUGGUCAGGUUCUCGGAGAAGUUGGAUCUCUACCUGAAGUAUAUGUUGAACUAGAGGUUAAUUUCUUCUUGCUGAGGCGGCUGCUGGGUGUUAGGACAAAGGACACAGAGAGGCAGGGUAAGGUGACAAAGCUGACAAAGGGGGAGAUGCUAAUGUUGAACAUAGGAUCUAUGUCAACCGGAGCUCGUGUUGUUGCUGUCAAGAAUGUGUUUGCAAAACUGCAGCUCACGUCUCCUGUGUGCACCAGUAAAGGAGAAAAAAUUGCAUUGAGUCGAAGAAUCGAUAGGCACUGGCGUCUGAUUGGCUGGGGUCAAAUUCAAGCCGGUAUCACUCUCGACGUUCCACCCUGCCCCAUCUAAGUGAAUUUUGCUGCACUUACAUAACUUAUUCAUCAAUUUUCCCGAACUAACUUUAAUUUUCUCCCUGAAUCUUUUAAUAUCAUGUUUGUAGUAGACAUUGAUAAUUUCACGUAAGAUAAAUUGCAUUACAGAUA